AUGCACUCGACAAAUGAUUGCUCAGCGUAUAGCUGUGUCCAGAAGUUAUAUGCUUGCAAGAAGAUAACCAUAAUAGAGAAUGAAAAUCUCAAAACGCUGCCGAACGCUCAAACGGUGAGGACUCUCUUGCGAAAUGAUAGUACCGAUGUUGCAAAAUUACAAAUAGAGCUCAGACAAUUUGAACACGAAAAUAUUCUUAAGGUUUAUGGCCUUACACACGGUGAGAAAAAUAAUUCACUUUCAUGGGACGACAAACUAUCAUUGGCGUACCAAGUGACUAAAGGUCUAAAAUUUCUUCACGAUAAUGGAAUUAUUCAUCCGGAGCUGCAUCCGAAGAAUAUAUUGAUGCAUAAUUUAACUCCAAAAAUAACCCAUAUUGGAAUAUCUAAAUUUCAUACCACUAAUGGUCUUCCGUUUACUCCAUACACACCUCCUCAAUAUUUGAGUGUAUACAAUACAAUCGAUAAAACAAAAUUAAACAUUUAUAGCCUUGGUGUUUUAAUGUGGGAAAUAUCCAGUAAUGGUGUUGAACCAUUUUAUAAAAAGUUUGAUGAUAAAAGACCAAGUUGUUCUGAAAUCCUUGAAGAGUUAAAAAAUAUAUCCUAUGAUAAUAGCAUUAAUGAUGAUUUAUUCAUGGAUGUUGAUUUACCAGCAAAUAUUAAUGAAACUGUGAUAGUUAAAGAUUGUAUUUUGGAUUUCGAUGAUUUUGAAGGUCAAAUGAUGAAAAAAGUACAAUUCGUCAAUCGUUUUAGCUUAAAUAAAGGCAGGAUUCGUGAUAGGAAUGAUUUUAUUAUCGGGAAGAAACAUAUUUUAGAUAACAAUGGAGAAUUAAAAUUAAAUAAAAUAGAUAAUUUUAAUCCAAUUGUAUAUCUCGCAAAAGGAAACUGGAAAAUAUUAAAUGAUUUUGGUGUUCUGUCACGUUCCGACAGUGAAACCCCUUUUUCUGAUGUAGAAAUUAUAAGAAUUAAUAUCCCAAUUGGCACGGUAGAGCAUUAUUGCGGUUUGAAUAAAGAAUUUGUUCAAAAAAUUGAAGAAGCACUUAAUAUAUUGGAUGUUAAUGAAAAAAGAAGGAAAUUAAGAGAGAAAUUUGAUAAAUAUGGCGAUUAUAUCAUCACAAAAGUCACUAUUGGAGGUGCAAUAAUUAUUGACUGUUCAAAUAUCAAUGCUAAAAAUCUUUCACGCUUACAAGCGUAUCUAAGAUGGGGAAUAGAAUUUGCAAAAGGGAAAAUGCCAUCAAUUUUUGAAGACGAAUCGCUUGAUGGGUUUCCCCCCUUCAGGACUUCACCACCAAGAUCUAUGAAAACUGUUAAGGAUCUAUAUUCUUGGUUAAAAGAUUUAUAUGACUAUAAAGAAGCCGAACUUAUAUCAUAUGAGGACUAUAAACCGUCUUAUGAAUUAUUAAGUGAUAGCUUUAAAAAGCAGAUAGUUGAAUGCUUUUCCUUGCUAUCUAUCAAUAAAACUCUUCCGGUGUUAAUUCCACAACUUCCAUCCGAGGUUGAGCAGAAAAGUUUUUCAGAAUGGUUAUCAUUAUCAAAACCCUCAUUAUUAUUCCAUGCAUAUGAUUGGGUUAGUGAAUUUUCUUUGCGAUAUAAUACGUUUGUACAAAGUUCAGAAUUAGGACGUGAACAAAAGAUUGCGUUUAAGUUUUUAAAAGAGCCAAAGAUCACUCCAAUAAAUAAAAUUAGCGUUUUAUUGGCACAACCUCAAACCAAUAAAAUGGCUUAUUUAUUAGAGAAUAAUGUAGCAGUGAAAAAAACGGACCAGCUAAACUUUAAUGAAACUCCUGAUGAUUAUUUUUCGUUAUUAUGCGAUCCUUUAGAAGAUUCUCAACAUUCUAAUAAUCCCCACUUAAAGAAAAUUUUGUGUCAAAUUAAAUUCUCUGUAGCGGAAAUCUCCUUUGAUUUAUCAAGUAUUAUACUUUCAGAACCAUUUUUAGAUGCAGCAGAUAAAUCUUCUGAAAGUUUUCAAACAUAUGAGAGUCUUUCUGAAGUAUUUAAAAAUCAUUACAGAAAUUUAUUACCAGAAACUCUCAUUAUUGGUGGGAUUCUAUCAAGAUCAUAUGAACAAAAUCAUAACACUAUAGAUGUUGUCAAUUCACAGCAAAUUGACUUUGAAGAAAAUGAUUUUUGCUUUCAAGAAAAAUUUGAGGAUUUUUUAACAAACUUGAGUGGAAAAUAUAAUAUUGAUACUUCAUUAUUUUUCAGUAAUGAACAAGAAGCUAUUAAGCAAAAUCAAAUUGGUUAUUGGUACAGUUCUCUUAAAGAUAACCCUGACAAUUGGAAAAUUAUUUCUUUGGAAGAUUGGAGGCAAAUUUAUAAAGUAGAUCUUAAUGAUAAUAAUUACCAUAUUGUUUUUAAUGGAGAAAAUUCACUAACACAGGAUAAUCAAUCUGAAUUAAUCAUCGAAUUUCCAAAACCACUGACUGAUAAUAAUUAUCAAAUUUAUGGAAGUGUUAUAAAAAAGAAUAAGUAUAAAUCAUGGGAGAGGGUUCAAGAAGCAAUGGUUGCAUUUGAUCAUACAGAUCAACACAAAUGUGUUGCGCUAAUUCAUAAAAGUAAUAAUAUAAGAUUAAAUAAGGAUACAACAAAAGUACUGUGGUUUGUGCUUGCUAAGUCAGAAGGAUAUUGUGCGAAUAAUUACAUUGACAUAAAAGUUGGAAAGCUUGAAACCAGUGGUAUUCCAACUAAUGUAUGUUUGAAGACUGAAGGAAUAUAUACAGAUUCUGUUCUUGUAACUUCAUUUGUGCCUAAGCAACAGAAGAGCAUUUCACCUUACAACAUUAACAUCAAAUGCUGGUCAAGCAAUACCGUUGUAUUAAAAGUAAAAAAUACCAUUGAAAGCAAUUCAGUACAAAAUCUUCAUGAAAAAGUAAUUCUUCAUUGGUGCAUGAUUGAUACAAAUGGAAAAUUAUUAGUGAAUGAUAAAGAAACACGUCCAUGGAAUUUAUAUGGAAAUAUCUUUAAUGAAAAAUCGAGAAAAGCGGUUGAUCCAAUAUAUUAUGGACCUAGUGAUCCAUAUAUAACGCCUGAAAAGGCAAAUGAUACAAUUGAACUAUAUUGUAAACAAAACAAUGUUAGUCGGAAAACCUUUAUUGGAAAUAAGGGUGAAAAAAGUCCUACAGUGAUAAAAUUCACUGGAUAUGUUAAAACUGGUAAAAAAAUUAAUGAGAAUAAGACUCAAGAAAUAACAAGGCACUAUGAAGAGUUUGUAGAUUUCGGAGAUCCAAUCCGACAAUUAACUGAUAAAAUCCUUGAAGAAAAACAAAAAGUCGAGAAGCAUUUUAAUUACUUUAUAAAUGGUCAAAAUGGAGUUAUUUUGGGUGGUCUUUUAUAUUUUGAUGAAAUUUUCGAAAAUGACAAAUCUGAAAAUGGAAAUUUUGAAUCUAAAAAGACAUGGUUUAUACAGAUACCUAUAAGGAAUCCAAAUAUAAGAAACCCAUUAGAAACGGAGCCGACAGGGAAACGUGACAGGUCGAAAGAAAUAGCAAGUAAUAAUGAUUUUGCUUUGAAGAUUCCAAGCUCAGCUAUUUCCUACCUUUUACAUAGCCUAUUUCAGGAAACUGAAAUUGGCUAUGUUCACAAAUCUCCUUCACAUAACGAAAAUUUUAGUUACAACGGUUAUAAUCAUAUUCCAUCUCUGAACUCUCUAGUAGAUGAGAUAAAAAUCAACAUUUUCAGAUUUAUACUAUAUCCAAAAAAUUUAUCAUUAACAUGUAAAGUUGAUUAUGAAAAACUUGAAACAUACACUUCUUCCAUAAAAUUUCUUACUCUAUCUUCUACUUAUUAUCAUUGGGCUCUCAUGACAUUUAAAGUCGAUUCACCUAUAACAUCUCUUUGCUUUAAUGACAUUUUACAAACAAGAAUCAGUAUCGACAUCAGACGUCAAAAUUCAAAUAUGACAUUUAGUAGAACAAUCCAAUGCGAAAUUGAAAUAGCAUGUAACAUCUACAACAUUUAUUGCAAUACAGGGAAUUUCUUCCUACCCACUUAUAUGGAAUUAAUUUGUCAUGCAUCAGAGACUGAAAUACUUGGUCCAUUAUUUGAAGGUUAUUUACCUGAAUUGUACAAUCUUCCAAUUACUUUUCCAUUCCCACUACUAAUAGUUGAAGAUGGAGAUGCUAUUCAGCUUUUACCACUAAUUGUUAAUGAUUCAAAUAAUUAUCCGAACUUCAUUAAAAAGAAUGUAAGACAAACAGAUUCUAAACAAUUAAUUAAAGAAUGGUCUAUUGUAUUAAAGAAGAUGAAUCGUGAGAUUGAUUCAAAUAGAGUUGAAUUUCCUAGGAAUUUUAAAGAUUAUUUUAAAGCGUUUAUGAAUUUGCUUAACAA
This is a messenger RNA of Dentiscutata erythropus, 4325 nucleotides long. NCBI's taxonomy places the organism in Eukaryota, Fungi, Glomeromycota, Glomeromycetes, Diversisporales, Gigasporaceae. The record is from the annotation of a GenBank genome assembly.